CCCUGAAAGCUCAGUUUCACCGAAGUGCUUCAAACUGUCCCUGCCUUUGUCUCAGACAACGCCGCGUCACUUUGAUGGGGAAUUCGAUAUCAAGGCGGGAAAAUGCCUGUUAUGAAGGGAUUGCUCGCGCCUCAGAACACAUUUUUGGAUACUAUAGCGACGCGUUUUGACGGCACACACAGCAACUUCAUCCUGGCCAAUGCACAAGUGUCCAAAGGUUUCCCGAUUGUGUACUGCUCGGAUGGAUUCUGUGAGCUUACUGGAUUUGCUCGAACCGAGGUCAUGCAGCAAAGCUGCGCAUGCAAGUUUCUGUAUGGGCCAGAGACUAGCGAGCACAUCAUUCUACACGUGGACUCUGCAUUCGAAGAACGUAGUGAGUUCAAGGAGGAGAUCAUUUUCUACAAAAAGAAUGGUAGUGUGUUCUGGUGUCUGCUAGAUAUUGUUCCUAUAAAGAAUGAGAAAGGAGAUGUGGUCCUCUUCCUCGCUUCUUUUAAAGAUGUCACUGACACCAAAGCAAAAUCUGUACUUGAGGAGAAGAAAGAAGAGUGCCGCCGUGAGAAGGUGAAGGGCGGGUCUCCGUUCAGCUCCACGCGGCUGCGAUCUAGCACAGUUCUCUACCAUAUUUCAGGACACCUGCAUAACCGUCAAAAACAAAGUAAAAUCAAACUUAACAAGAAUGUUUUUGGUGAUCCGCCUGCUCUUCCUGAAUAUAAAGUCGCUGACGCAGAGAAGUCCAAGUUCAUUCUUCUUCACUUCAGCACCUUCAAAGCGGGCUGGGAUUGGCUGAUCCUUCUGGCUACAUUCUAUGUUGCUGUGACAGUGCCAUAUAACGUUUGUUUUAUAGGUGAUCAAGACUUGACACGUAGCACCACUGUCACUGACAUUGCCGUCGAGAUUCUUUUCAUCAUUGACAUCGUGUUCAGUUUUCGUACUACGUAUGUGAGUAAGUCAGGGCAGGUGAUCUUCGAUGCGCGGCAGAUCUGCAUCCAUUACCUGACCACCUGGUUCAUCAUCGACCUGGUUGCCGCUCUGCCCUUCGAUCUCCUUUACGCCUUCAAAGUCAGCGUGGUGUCAGUGGUCCAUCUGCUAAAGACUGUACGCCUGCUGAGACUCCUGCGUCUGCUGCAGAAGAUGGACCGCUACUCCCAGCACAGUACGGUGGUGCUGACCCUGCUCAUGUCCAUGUUUGCACUGCUGGCUCACUGGAUGGCCUGCAUCUGGUACAUCAUUGGCAAGAAGGAGGUGGAGAGCAACGCAGACACCUGGGAUAUUGGUUGGUUGCAUGAACUCGGAAAGCGGUUGGAGUCUCCAUACGAGGAGAUGAGCAUGGAAGCGGUCAACAGAACGCUGAGCAGUGGUCCAUCUCUUCGGAGCAUCUACAUCGCAGCCCUGUACUUCACCCUCAGCAGCCUGACCAGCGUGGGCUUCGGAAAUGUCUCUGCCAACACUGACGCGGAGAAGAUCUUCUCCAUCUGCACCAUGCUCAUUGGAGCGUUGAUGCACGCUCUGGUCUUUGGCAAUGUGACGGCCAUCAUCCAACGCAUGUACUCACGCUGGUCCUCUUACCACACACGCACUAAAGACCUGAAGGACUUCAUCCGUGUGCACCACCUGCCCCAGAGCCUCAAACAGCGCAUGCUGGAGUACUUCCAGACCACCUGGUCUGUCAACAACGGCAUCGACUCCAAUGAGCUCUUGAAAGACUUUCCAGAUGAGCUGCGUUCAGAUAUCGCGAUGCAUCUGAAUAAAGAGAUCCUAGAGCUGUCUGUCUUCUCCUCUCUGAGCCGUGGAUGUCUCCGCUCUCUCUCCCUGCACAUUAAGACAUCGUUUUGUGCGCCGGGCGAGUACCUUCUUCGUCAGGGAGAUGCUUUACAGGCCCUUUUCUUUGUCUGCUCCGGCUCCAUGGAAGUGCUGAAGGACAGCAUGGUGCUAGCCAUCCUCGGUAAAGGCGACCUGAUUGGUGCAAACAUGUCCGUCGACGACCGUGUGAUAAAGACGAACGCUGACGUGAAGGCGCUGACGUACUGCGACCUGCAGUGCAUUAAUCUGAGGGGUCUGUAUGAGGUGCUCGACCUGUAUCCUGAAUACUCCCACCGUUUUGUGCAGGACAUUACACACGACCUCACCUACAACCUGAGAGAGGGACAAGAGAGCUAUGUCAUAUCCAGGAUGUCCAGUAAGUCCAUGCACACACAGAUGGAGGGGAGGGGAAAUGGAGAUGUGAUCCAGUGCUAUCCACCAAUAGCGGAGCAUCAAGACGAGGGAGAUGAUGAUGAUGAAGAUGAUCAGAUACAGUAUCCCGUCGGUAGAAACAAACAGAAGAUGCACAUGCAGAAAAAUGAUCACCAAGCCAACAAAAAGCUUCACAUUCAACAUACCACUGUCCCAAAUCCUGACCUCGCAAAUCUCAGCCCAAGGGUCGUGGAUGGCACAGAGGACAGUGAUGGGACCGAAAAAUCACACACAUUCAUAUUUUCCUCUGGCAAUGAGCACAGUGUCAGUGGUGGAACUGAUACCACUGCAACCACAGCAGAAUUAGCAGCUAAAUCAGAGGACACCAGAGGACAGCUACGCCACCUUAACCAAGAGGUGAGUGCUCUUGGACAGGAGGUGGCUGAGCUGGGACGAGUUAUGCGGAGUCUUGCCUUUCUCAUCGAAUCCAUGAUGGCCUCACCUCAAACACCAGGUGUCUGUACAUCCACAUUUACCUCGGGACAUCCAUCACCUGUUAUCCCCUUCCAGACCAAUGGUUCUUCCUGGACCAGCCCUCCUUUUCCCUCACAGAUGCACCCUGGAAUACGCCCGGGAGGACUUGUAUCCCAACUGUUCAGACCACAAGAACUGCGGCUGGUCUGCCCCACAACGUCUCCCAGUUCCUUUCCCAUCACACUUUCCUCCUCCUCCCAUACAGACAGAUUCAGAGAGCCGUUAUUUACGCUUUCUCCACAAAGCGCAGUCGCUCGGACCCGCUCACAAAGCCUGGAGACGCCUCUUCUGCAACAGCACCAACACAUCUCACACACCCCUGGAACUUUACCCAGAGCUGGACAGCCAUCGCUGGGAGAAGGCGAGGAUCUCAGGUCCAUGGGUUUGUAGCAGUCAACUUUAGUUCCUCUGGAAACUGCGUGUUAACCUGGACUCAGGACUGGACUGAUAAGAUAAGUGGUAAACGCACUGCAAAAGCCAUGGAGCAAUGGUUCCUUCGAAGAUAUACGUGUUAACCAUCUCAGUUUUUAAGAUAAUCUCUCUAACGGCAUGUCUUUCAAUGCUAGAAACUAAAGGGAUAUCUCUAAUCAGGAAAGCUUGCUGGAGAUCCAACAGUAGAAAGUUUAACCUACCAAAAAUAUAACAAACUGUUUUUGAUUCAGAUUCAUAUUAAAUCUGCCAGUUGCAUAAACAGCCACUAUGUUAAAGGGGAUGUCGGAUGCCCAUUUUCCACAAGUUGUUAUGAUUCUUUAGCGUCUUCAUGAAAUGUCUGCAAAAUACUUUGGUUAAAAUUCCUCUUUAAAUGAUAAUGAGCUACUGGUCUCUCCACCCGUCUUGUGGCUCUCAUGUUGGGAGAAAAUGUACUUUUAUGUUUACAUUAUUAUUACAUCCAACUGUAAAACACUUGUAUUGUUUACGAUACAUUGCUGUAACUUGCAGUUACAAGCAGUAAACUUGACAGAUGUUAACUGUCCCAUUGAAAAACAAGCUCAUUUUCAUCUUGGAAAAUGAACUCGUUGUCAACUUGGAACAUUCCUUCACAUACUGUAGAUCCAAAAAAUUUUUUGGAAACAUCAUGAAUGUAAAGGUGGGAAUACAUUUCACAGGUUAAGAAGUAAAAGGAGAAGAAUGGAGAAACUGAUUUAUAUUAGAGCAUCAGCUCUUUAAUCACAUGCUUAUUAUUAAGUAUUAGCAGAGCUUGAUAACUGACUUUAUCCUCCAAUUUAGUCAGAUAAGCCCUAUAUGGUGUAAAAAUACACUGUAUAUGCAUGUUUUAAAAUGCUGUUUAACAAACUUAAAUAGUUGAUGGGUUGUCUAAACAACUAGUCAGUCUUAAAUAAGCAUUGCACAAUUUAUAAUAGUCAUGUCAUUUCCACCAAAUACUAAUCAGACUAGUAAAAACUAACAAUAAACUGACAGAUAUUCUGUAAAUAAGCUACAUAACUAACCUUUAAUUGCACAAAACUACCAUAGUCCUCACAUAAAAAGAAGAUGGAUUAUGCACUGAUAAUGGGAACAUGCUCACAGCGUGCAAUCUGAAGUUUGACAGUAAUUGGCUUGGAAUUUAUUGUUGAAGGUUGUGAAUUCAUUACAAAAGCGGUGCUUCAUUGACUGUAGUAUUCAGGUUUUAAAGGGGAUGAAUUUAGGCUGUAUGGGGACAGGUAACUAUUAGACUUUUGCAUGCUAAUUCACAGCAUGAUGACAGCAUGCUAAAAGCCUUUGAGAAGCUGCAUCCUCUUUCAAACGCCAUGCUAAUAACAGAAACUGCUAAUACUUUACAUUUAUUAUUCAUCAUAUACGUAUUUAUCAAUGUUAAUUGGUGAAUAUAUUUUAAUUCAUGUUUAUUUACAAUACAUUGACUUAUUUUUUUUAAUUUUGUAAAAGUGCUGUGGAUGCUAACUUAAAGGGUUAGUUCACCCAAAAAUCUAAAUUAUGUCAUUAAUGACUCACCCUCAUGUCGUUCCAAACCUGUGAGACCUCCGUUUAUCUUUGGAACACAGUUUAAGUAAUUUUAGAUUUAGUCCAAGAGCUCUCAGUGCCUCCAUUGAACUGUGUGUACGGUCUACUGUCCAUGUCCAGAAAGGUAAGAAAAACAUCAUCAAAGUAGUCCAUGUGACAUCAGAGGGUCAUUUAGAAUUUUUUUAAGCAUCGAAAAUACA
Molecule: messenger RNA, 4865 nt
Organism: Carassius gibelio (silver crucian carp)
Lineage: Eukaryota; Metazoa; Chordata; Actinopteri; Cypriniformes; Cyprinidae
Product: potassium voltage-gated channel subfamily H member 8-like
Exons: 16
Coding region: 103-3096 (997 amino acids)
Biological process (GO): regulation of membrane potential; potassium ion transmembrane transport
Cellular component (GO): membrane
Molecular function (GO): voltage-gated potassium channel activity
Source: RefSeq, a predicted model, not a curated record